Brugia malayi is the source of this 726-nucleotide messenger RNA. RefSeq lists its product as uncharacterized. Lineage: Eukaryota; Metazoa; Nematoda; Chromadorea; Rhabditida; Onchocercidae. Gene Ontology annotation, molecular function: protein-L-isoaspartate (D-aspartate) O-methyltransferase activity. The transcript has 5 exons. Bases 1 to 726 code for a protein of 241 amino acids. The record is from RefSeq and is a predicted model, not a curated record. Gene Ontology annotation, cellular component: cytoplasm. Gene Ontology annotation, biological process: protein modification process.
AUGAAGAUAUUCGAGGAUGCUACACGACUACUAACUCGCAACAUAAGAAACGCAAUGGCUUGGAUGUCCGGUGCCGAUUCGAAUGUUGCUUUGGUCAAUAAUUUACAGAGCAAUAAUUUAUUCAAGGAUAAGCGUGUAAGAGAUGCUAUGCUGAAGGUGGAUCGAGCUGAUUUCACAGCUAUAACGCCGUACGGCGAUCAUCCCGUUUCAAUCGGUUACGGCGCUACGAUUAGUGCCCCGCAUAUGCAUGCGUCUUCACUAGAGCUUCUGAAGGAUCAUCUGAAAGAAGGGAAUCGAGCGCUGGACGUAGGAUCAGGUUCCGGUUACUUAACAGCCUGUAUGGCGGUUGGUAAAACAGGAAAAGUAGUUGGCAUAGAUCAUAUUCAAGCUUUGGUGGAUGAUUCAAGGCGUAAUAUCAUGAAACAUCAUGCAGAUUUAUUCACUAAUCACCGCAUAAUUCUUGUACAAGGAGAUGGUAGGAAAGGUUAUGCAAAAGAAGCACCGUAUAAUGCUAUUCAUGUCGGAGCUGCUGCACCUGAAAUCCCUGUUCAGUUAAUAGAGCAGCUUGCUAAAGGUGGAAGGAUGCUGAUUCCGGUCGGUCCUGAAGGUGGUCCUCAGCGGUUUGUACAGGUUGACAAGGAUACUGACGGUAAUGUAACGCAAAAAGACUUAAUGGGUGUAAUAUAUGUUCCUUUAACUGAUCAACAGCACCAGCUUCAUAACUGA